AUGUCUGUCGUGUCACUUCUUGGCGUUCGGGUGAUGAACAACCCCGCCAAAUUCACCGACAAGUACGAGUUUGAGAUCACAUUCGAGUGCCUUGAGAACCUUGAGAAGGAUCUCGAGUGGAAGCUGACCUACGUCGGAUCUGCUACCUCCGAUCAAUAUGACCAGGAGCUAGACUCCCUUCUUGUCGGCCCCAUUCCGGUCGGAGUCAACAAAUUCGUCUUCGAGGCCGAGGCUCCCAACACCACUCGCAUCCCCGACGCCGAUGUUCUUGGCGUUACGGUCAUCCUCCUCACCUGCGCCUACGAUGGCCGCGAAUUUGUGCGCGUCGGAUACUACGUCAACAACGAGUACGACUCGGAUGAGCUCAACGCUGAGCCACCUGCGAAGCCGAUCAUUGAGAGAGUGAAGCGAAACGUCCUCGCCGAGAAACCACGAGUGACCCGCUUCGCUAUCAAAUGGGACUCUGACGCCUCUGCACCCCCUGAAUUCCCUCCUGAGCAACCCGAGGCCGACCUUGUUGCGGACGAGGAAGAAUACGGUGCUGAGGAAGCCGAGGAGGAGGCUGCCGAUGAUGCUGCUGAAGAAGCCGCCGCCAAAGAAAAGGGCGAAGACGAUGAGAUGGCUGGCGUUGAGAGCGAGCACCAGAACGGACAUGGUCACGAUCAGGAGGAGGACGAGAUGUCCGAGGAUGGCAGCGUUGACAUUGAGGGCGAAAGCGAAGACGAGAUAGAGGAAGAGGAAGAGGGCGAGGGCGGCGCGGAUGGUGACGAUGAUGCCAUGGAGGUUGAUGGUGCCGCGGCCGCUCACAACCCUGUUUCAGUCGUGUCGUAA
This is a messenger RNA of Trichoderma gamsii, 831 nucleotides long. Its product is annotated as ASF1 like histone chaperone. Gene Ontology annotation, molecular function: histone binding. Gene Ontology annotation, cellular component: nucleus. Gene Ontology annotation, biological process: nucleosome disassembly; DNA replication-dependent chromatin assembly; nucleosome assembly. The transcript is spliced from 4 exons. The record is from RefSeq and is a predicted model, not a curated record. Bases 1 to 831 code for a protein of 276 amino acids. NCBI's taxonomy places the organism in Eukaryota, Fungi, Ascomycota, Sordariomycetes, Hypocreales, Hypocreaceae.